Messenger RNA from Malassezia pachydermatis, 1599 nucleotides. Its product is annotated as coatomer protein. The coding region runs from base 1 to 1599 and encodes 532 amino acids. NCBI's taxonomy places the organism in Eukaryota, Fungi, Basidiomycota, Malasseziomycetes, Malasseziales, Malasseziaceae. The transcript is spliced from 7 exons. Gene Ontology annotation, biological process: retrograde vesicle-mediated transport, Golgi to endoplasmic reticulum; intracellular protein transport; intra-Golgi vesicle-mediated transport. The record is from RefSeq and is a predicted model, not a curated record. Gene Ontology annotation, cellular component: COPI vesicle coat.
AUGGAUCAGCUUCGUACACAUUUGCGCGCUAUGAUAUCAACCACUCUGCGUACUUAUCCAGCCUUACACUAUUUCCAAGGCCUUCAUGACAUCGUCGCCAUUCUUUUGCUGACGCUGUGUCCUGGGAGCAAAGAGGAGCCAGUGUCGAACGACGAUCUAGUCAAGCUGCAGAACGUCGUGAACUAUGUGUGUUUGCAUUUCGUACGCGAUAGCAUGACACGGGAUCUUAUGCCUGCCAUGAGUCACCUGAAGGUGGUGCGUAACAUUCUACGAGCCGCAGAUGCACCCUAUGCUUAUGCCCUGGAACGUGUGUUCUAUCCUAAUCAUGUGGUGGUCGUCUUGUCAUGGAUGCUCACUUUAUUCACGCAUGAUAUGCCUACGCUUUCGUCUGCCCAACGUAUUCUCGACUUUGUAUGGACGCAUGGACCAGCAAGCACAGCGUACGUGUGUGCGGCCCUGCUCCUAUCACGAAAAGACCAAGUGGCACAAAAGGCCUCAGAGCAACACCGGUCGGUUGAUGAGUUGGAAUUACCAGUGUUACACCAAAUUUUGUCGGGAGCACCCGAGGCAUUGGGGCGCGAUGAAAUGUUGAUGGAGCGAGUCCUCCAGCAUGCUGGUACGUUGAUGGACACGUAUUCCCUACGGUGCCCCGCAGUGCGUGCGCAUCUGAUUGUGGGACAGGACAGUGUGCUUUUCACAUGGCCCCAUGUGUCUACCACAGAGAAUGCUGUACGCAUUCUAUCCCUGCCAACACCGCAGCUCGCGCUAGAUCCAAUGCCUACGCCACGGGAAGAGAAGCUCGCCCAGAUGCCCAACACGUUGAAGAAGCCACGCACGGCCGAGAUUCUAUGGCAGGUCAUUCAACGGCGUCGUGCUCCCUAUUUAUGGCUAUACCCCCGUAUUCUCACCAUGUCGGCUAUGUCGCUCCUCUUCAGCGGAGGCCUUGCCACGUUUCUGUUAGCGAUCUUCCUCGCGGAUCGACCACGCAUGUACAAGAAACGAGGCCGUGGCACGGCCGAAGUGCUCCUGCUGGAUUCGGAAGGCAACCGUAUUUUGGCUAAAUACUUCCAGCCGCCAGCCGCGUUGCAUGAAGCUACGGUCGCCUCUGGUGCAUCGCUGCCAUCGACGCUGACGCCCAUGGCGGCCAAGAACCCGUACCAGACCAUGAAGCAGCAGCGUACGCUGGAGCAGGGUGUGUGGGACAAGGCUCGCCGUGCAUCGGGUGACCUAUUUCAGUUCGAUAACAACCUGGUUCUAUUCAAGUCGUCGUACGAUGUGUACCUCUUUGUGAUCGCGCCGGAGCGUGAGAAUGAACUUAUGAUCCACAGUUUCUUGCAGUCGUUGUAUGACACACUGACGGUGCUGCUGCAGAGCCAGAUUGAUAAACGCACGAUUCUGGACAACUUGGAUUUGGUUACGAUUGCUAUCGACGAGAGUGUCGACGAUGGUAUCAUUCUUGAGACGGAUAGUGCCGCGAUUUCCAACCGUGUGACGCGAACGCGCUCUGAUGCCAUUGAGGUGCAGCUUAACGAGCAGACGCUCCUGAAUGCGUACGCCAAUUUCCGUGAAAAGUUUGCGCAGCGCCUCGGUGGUUUGUAA